Molecule: messenger RNA, 508 nt
Organism: Olea europaea var. sylvestris
Lineage: Eukaryota; Viridiplantae; Streptophyta; Magnoliopsida; Lamiales; Oleaceae
Product: kinesin-like protein KIN-4A
Exons: 4
Coding region: 146-493 (115 amino acids)
Biological process (GO): mitotic spindle organization; microtubule-based movement
Molecular function (GO): microtubule binding; ATP binding; microtubule motor activity
Source: RefSeq, a predicted model, not a curated record
UUUUCCUUUUGUUUCAAGUAUCCUUUAUAUUCCUAAAUAUAUUUCCUGGCCGAUUUGUUUCUAUGUACUGUGCUAUCAUCACGUCACCUAAGUCUAAGUCUAUGGACUAUGGCAGGAUUCUCUUGGUGGCAACAGCAGAACAGUCAUGAUAGCCUGCAUUAGUCCUGCUGAUAUAAAUGCUGAAGAAACUCUCAACACUCUAAAAUAUGCCAAUCGUGCUCGGAAUAUACAGAAUAAGCCCGUGAUUAACAGAGAUCCAAUGUCCAAUGAAAUGCUUAAGAUGCGCCAACAACUAGAGUAUUUGCAAGCAGAACUUUGUAUCCGUGCAGGAGGAGUUUCAUCACACGAAGUACAGGUUCUUAAGGAUAGGAUUGCUUGGCUAGAGGCUACUAAUGAGGAGUUGUGUCGGGAACUUAAUGAAUACCGCAACAACAGGAGUGGUAUCGAGCAAUGUGAUGCUGAUGCGAAUGUAUGCCAUACAUCGUUGAUAUAAAUUACUUAGCUUUUA